GCACAACACCGGAUCUGUUUCCGAGUCCGAACCGCGCACAUUAACACGGAAUGCCAAAGCUGAGCUCUGAAAACACACACUCUCACAACAUGCCACGCGUGGAUUGAGCAGGGCUGUGUCACGUGACUGGUACAGGAAGAGCCGUUUGAUGGAGCAGGCAGCACGAGACAGGACGGUUAGCUGCCGGGAUUCCAGAUGCUGCUCGGUCUCGUAAUCUACGUCAUCAUUUCUCUUCACUGGGGGUCGUUUUCAUUCUCGGUAAAUCAGUUUCAUUGCCCACACAUCUCACCCCUAACUUUAUGGGGUUUUCCCGGAGAAUAAACAACAGCACAGCUGGAAUGGCCGUGCUGCAGAGCAAAGUGCAAAGUCCACAGCCCUGAGCAGCUCUCAGUCGUCCCCCACGCAGGACACAACCACUGGCUCUGGAGAGGCGUCCAAAGAACAGUUGGGAAUUUGACUUUGCAAAACUUUUUGGACUGUUUGGACCGGAGAAUGUUUGCGAGCGUGCUCCUGCUUCUGGUGGCUCUGUGUGCCCACGGAGGCCACGGCGAGGAGGCGCCCCGGCCCGGCCACGUCUCCGUGGUCGUAGUGGGCGGCACGGGGGACCUGGCAAAGAAAUACCUGUGGCAGGGAUUCUUCCAGCUGUACGCGAGGCAGGUCAGUGGCGGAAACACCUUCUCCUUCUACGGCGGAGGACUGUCCCCCGCAGAGAAGGCCACGCCGCUCCUCUUCGAGAUCCUGAAGGCGGUCUCCUGCCCGGGGGACGUGUCGGCGGAGCGCUGCGCGCUGCUCAGGGAGCAGUUCCUGCGCCUGUCGCAGUACCGGCAGCUGAAGACGCAGGAGGACUACCAGAGCCUGGCCGAGCACAUCCAGCUGCAGCUUCAGCAGGAGGGGAUGACGGAGGCGGGCAGGCUCUUCUACCUCUCCGUCCCAGCGUUCGCCUACGCAGACAUUGGCCAAAAGAUCAACGGCAGCUGCCGGCCGGCCGGCGGGGCCUGGCUGCGGGUGGUGCUCGAGAAGCCUUUUGGCCACGACUACAGGAGCGCUCAGGUGCUGGCCUCUGAGCUACGCAGCUCCCUGAAGGACGAGGAAAUGUACAGAAUCGAUCACUACUUGGGAAAGCAGGUGGUGUCAAAGAUCCUUCCAUUCAGAACAGAGAACAGAAAAUAUCUGGAUCCCAUCUGGAACAGGCAGCACAUUGAGAGAAUAGAGAUUGUUUUGAAGGAGACCCUCGAUGUUAAAGGUGGUCGCAUCCCCUUCUAUGACCAGUACGGGGUGAUCAGGGAUGUGCUGCAGAACCACCUGACCGAGGUCAUGACCCUGCUGACCAUGAAGCUUCCCUCCAACGUGAGCAACAGCGAGGAAGUCCUCCAAAACAAGCUGCAGGUCUUCAGCUCGCUGCUGCCUUUAGGGAAGAACCAAGCCGUGACGGGACAGUACCAGACGUACAACAGCGAGGUAGAGCAGGAGCUGAACACAACCAAAGGCCACAUCAGCCUCACGCCAACAUUUGCAGCUGUUCUGGCUCACAUCGAUGAGGCCCAGUACGAGGGGGUUCCCAUUCUCUUGAUCUCGGGGAAGAUGUUGGACGAACGAGUGGGGUACGCACGCAUACUGUUUAAAAACGACGUGUUCUGCCUUCAGAACCACAACAACGUUCACUGCAAGCCCAAACAGAUCGUUUUCUACUUUGGGCACGGCAGCCUUCAGUAUCCCGCCGUUCUUGUUAGUAAGAAUUUGUUCAAGCCAGUCAUGACGGGCAGCGAGUGGAAGGAAGUGACCGAGCACAAAGAGGUCAGCGUCUUGGGUCUGCCCGCGUCCGACUACUACGUGCAGACCCCGGCCGAGGAGAAGGAAGCCUACGCAGAACUCAUUUCCCACAUCUUUCACGGGCGUAAAGACAGUUUCAUCAGCACGGAGAACCUGCUGGCCUCAUGGGGCAUGUGGACCCCGCUCCUCCGCAGCCUGACCAGCGCUUUCCCCCGGAUUUACCCCGGUGGCGCCGAGAACGGCGACAUGCUGGACGUCCGUCUGAAAGGGAACGAGAUCAGCUACAACAGCGAGGUGGUGAUCGUCAGCGCGGACAAAAUGGGCGACUCCUCGGCCAGCAGCUUCAAGGUGAUGCAGGGCAAAUUCCGCAGCGCCCACAUGGUGUCCGCCUGGACCGAGGAGCUGGUGGAGACGCUCGCCGCCGACAUGCAGGAAGCGGCCGAGGCCGCCAUCGGCGAGGGCGGCGUGUUCCACCUGGCGCUGUCCGGCGGCUCCACGCCGCUGGCCCUGUUCUACCGGCUGGCCCUGCACCACUUCUCCUUCCCCUGGAGGAGCACGCACGUGUGGAUGGUGGACGAGCGCUGCGUGCCGCUCACCGAGCCCGAGUCCAACUUCUACAGCCUGCACGAGAGCCUGCUGAAGCACGUGCGGAUCCCCUACUACAACAUCCACCCCAUGCCCGUGCAGCUCAACCAGCGCCUGUGCGUGGAGGACGACGGCGGGGCGCUGCUCUACGAGAAAGACCUCAGCCAGCUGGUCAACGGCUCCAGCUUCCACUUCGUGCUGCUGGGCGUGGGCUACGACGGCCACACGGCCUCCCUGUUCCCCGGCGCGAAGGCAGACCAACACGGCCAGAGCCUGGUGGCUCUCACCGAGAGCCCCAGCAAGCCGCACCAGCGCAUGAGCCUCACGUUCAACGCCAUCAACCGGGCACGCAAAGUGGCCCUGCUGGUAAUGGGAAAGGGAAAGCAUGAACUGGUCACCCAGCUGAGUCGAGUAAAGGACAUGCCCGAGAAAUACCCCGUCACAGGCGUGAAGCCCGCUAACGGCAGUCUGGUUUGGUAUAUCGACUACGACGCACUUAUUGGGUAAAUAGUUUUUUCUAUUUCUAAUUUCCAGUCAAAACACCUUUGAAGCUGCUGUGAAAGAACUGCGAAGAAAAGAAAGAUUUUGGAAGUGAACAAGCAGAGAAAGAACGAGUUGUUUUCCUUAACUACAAAUAAAAUAGAUUCAACAUUCCUGCUUCAUUAAAAAUAAACUAUUUGAAAUUUCAUUUCUGACUUGUAAACGCCCCCACUUUGACUUCAUAACUGAAAGAAAAGGGUCCAUUAUGCGAGUGGAAAACUGUAAAAAAAAUUGUUCUUUAUUGAUGAGUCCAUGUGCUUGCAGGAAAAUGGAGACUCAAAGAGGACACUGAGAGGUUUGUGGGUUUGAUAUUAAAAGGAUGUGUUUCAGCUGUGGUUAAUGCUUAACUAAUGGAUGCAGAGUUUGCGAGCACAAGACGUCAACAGGAAGGCCUGCAGCUUCCUUACAAAGUGCCAAUAAUCCCCAUCUGUAAAGCAGGAAGCCUUAUGCUAAAGCUUCCAGGCUUCAUAGACGUGGAUUCAAGUAUUUGCUAUUUGUAGUUAAUGGGCUUAAAACAACUAUUCUGGUUCUUUGAAUUGAAAGAUAAAACAUGUGAUUUUUUUUUUGUGUGUGUGAGAAACGUAAUGGAUAUGCAAUUUCUUAAAAAAAAAAAAUUUUUUAGAUUUGAUCUAACUAAUAAUUAAAGAUCUUUUCAGAGUUUACAGAGUUUUCAGAAUGUAAUGUUACAAUCAUCAGGUGUUGGAAGAGCCUUCCAACGAUCACAAACUUUGAUUUGACACAGCAGUGUGUCAGUAUGUGAGUCUUACCACAUCUCAGGUGUAAUUCCAGGUAUCCGGUGUUCUUCUGUGAUCUGCCAUACUUGAUUGUAUAAUUUCCACUGAUCAGUGGCAGAAACCCCGAGAGCAAUGCACAAUGUUUGAAAGGGUCGUAAGGUAUGGGAUGUAUUUUAUGUGAUGUCAAAUAUUGGUGCUUUACUCUCUAAAACACAAAAAGUACACUUAUGGCCCUUAUAAACCAGCAUUCCUCUAAGAUGUUAAAUUGAAUAAAGUGGGGAAACACUCAGAUGGGUUUGCUUGUAUUUCAAUGAGCUUUUUGAAAUUUUCCCGCCUCCAAAUAAAAAAUGGGGUUGCUCUUAUCAUGUGCGUGUUGGAUUAUUUUUUAUAAGCAUGCAGCUGUAAAGGUUUUCUUUGCACAGUAUUUGUUUAACAAUCGAGUUAAAUCACAAUGUUCAGAGAAGACAUAAAGAAACAUUGGAUCGCAUUUCUGACUUGGAUUAACUCACUUACACUUUUCUUCCCCUCCUGGUUUUACGUUACCAGCUGCCGGUGGCACUGAAAGCUCAUGAAUUCUUAAAAUGUGCCGUAUCGUGUGUCAGCCCGGGGACAGCUGGAGGCUUUUAUCACUCCUUGUUUCUCCACGUCUCCAUCGCAGGCCGCCCGCCGGUCACCCACAGUACCCCUCUGACCAGGAAAAAACCUGAGCAGACACGAGCAGCGGUCACUCCAGCAAAGCCUGUCUCGGAACGCAGCGACCGGCCUCACCUGUACUGAAAGUAGAGGCCACUGUAAGGGUCAGGGAGAGGUAGUACAGCUCUGGAGUAGUCUUAGCCUACAAAAAAACAAUGAAAAUCAUUCUGAUUUGUUUGUUUUGUGCAGUAAUUCUUGUUAUAA
Molecule: messenger RNA, 4526 nt
Organism: Menidia menidia (Atlantic silverside)
Lineage: Eukaryota; Metazoa; Chordata; Actinopteri; Atheriniformes; Atherinopsidae
Source: the annotation of a GenBank genome assembly